UUACACUCAUCCGGUGCCUUGACCCGGAAGCGGCCCUUUCCCGGCCACUCGCACGUGGAGCCAUGGCGGCCCCGCGCGCGGAGGAGCUGCUGGCGGGCGUGGAGCCGGCGGCCCUGCCGGCGCGGAGCCUGGUGGUGCACAAGGAGCUGGAGCUGGACUUCGACCUGGGCAACCUGCUGGCGCGGGACGGCAACCCGCCACCCCGCGCCGCCGCCGCCGCCCAGCGGGAGGCCGCACUGCGGGCGCUGGCGCGGGACAACGCGCAGCUGCUGGCGGCCGAGCUGUGGGCGCUGCCGGCGCGGCGGCCCGAGGGGGAGGCGGCGGGGCCUCUGCUGGCCGAGCUGCCGCCGCCCGCCACCCGCCUGCCCCGCGAGAAGCCGCCGCCGCGCCCGCGGCCGCCCACGCGCUGGGAGCGCUUCGCGCAACUCAAGGGCAUCCGACGGCGUAAGCGGCCCUCGCUUGUGUGGGACGCGGCGGCCGGCGAUUGGCGGCGGCGCUGGGGCUACGGGCGGGCGGGCGGCGACCCGGCGCGGGCGUGGCUGGCCGAGGUGCCGCCCGGGGCUGACCCGCUCCAGGACCAGCUGGGACGGCAGCGGCGGGAGAAGCGCGAGCGCGUGGCGCGCAACGAGUUCAGCCGCCUGCGCAACCUGGCACGUGCCAGCAGCUUCCACCCCACUGGCCACCAGGGCCGCCAGGAGCUGGGCCGUGCCGCCUGCCUGGCCCGUGCCUCCACCGCCUCGCUCGGCCGCUUCCAGCCGCGCCUGCCCCGGGAGUCGCCUCUGCCCCUGCCACGCAGCGCUGGCAGCGGCAAGAAGAAGCGGCGCUUCGCACCUCUGCUGGGGGACCUGGCGGCCGAGCGCGGGCGGCAGCUGGAGUUGGUGCGCACGCUGGCCAAGCCACCACCACUGGACGUGGCGCGCGCCACCAACAAGCAGCUGCGCCAGGAGGACGCCGAGGUGGCAUCAACGAGUCGCGCCAAGGGCCGCAAGCGCAGCGAGCGUGGAAAACGGGCACGAGGGCGGGGCACCCCCCAGCAGCGCCGCCGGGGGCAGCAGAAGCAGCAGCGCCCGGCUGGGGGCAAGAGGAGGAAGCGCUGAGCAUGGCCUGGGCCCUGCCUGGGAUUCCCCCCCACCCUCGUGUGUCUGGGGGAGGGCAAUCUCUCCCAGCCCAGAGUGGAGCUGGGGUACCCCCCAAGAGACAGGGCACAGGCCUGAGCCAGAAGGACUUGCUCCCCAUUUAUAUGACAGGACCCCAUUCUCGUUUGUCUUCUUGUGGCUGCGCUCAGAGGCUGGAGAUGCUUUAGCAGGACUGACUGGUUACAAACAGCACAAUAGACAUGGGCAUUUGCUUUUGAGAGGGUUUCUGGGACUGCGUUGUGGAAGGACUUAAAGAGGGUUGUUCCAUGUGUUAAAUGAGCCAUUGAAAGUCAGCGGCUGUUUCCAAGCUUACUUUUUUGCUAAGCAGCCUAAGUAUGUUCCUCCAACUCUGUCACCCCUUCAUCUUUUCUCCAAGCUAUCCCAGAUGGGUUUGGUUUAUUUUGUGUUCUGCCCUCUAUUAAAAUUGUAAGAGCUAUAAAAAUACUGCAGGUCCAAAGUGUCUCUUUCUCAUGGCCUAGAAAAGCAGAGAUGGGUCUGAACAAGAAAAAGUUCACUGUGUGUAUGCAAUUCCUUUCUGUGCUGCUGAAAUGUAGACCAAAGGUUGUGAGGAAUCACUUUCUAGAAUUGCUCCCUACUGUGAGAAGGAUGUUGCAAUAAAUGAAGAUUUUGUGGUU
Molecule: messenger RNA, 1771 nt
Organism: Alligator mississippiensis (American alligator)
Lineage: Eukaryota; Metazoa; Chordata; Crocodylia; Alligatoridae
Gene: RRS1
Product: ribosome biogenesis regulator 1 homolog
Exons: 1
Coding region: 63-1097 (344 amino acids)
Biological process (GO): ribosomal large subunit biogenesis; endonucleolytic cleavage in ITS1 to separate SSU-rRNA from 5.8S rRNA and LSU-rRNA from tricistronic rRNA transcript (SSU-rRNA, 5.8S rRNA, LSU-rRNA); ribosomal large subunit export from nucleus
Cellular component (GO): nucleolus; nucleus; preribosome, large subunit precursor
Molecular function (GO): protein binding
Source: RefSeq, a predicted model, not a curated record